Messenger RNA from Gopherus evgoodei (Goodes thornscrub tortoise), 1899 nucleotides. It is a transcript of the gene C1HXorf38, whose product is annotated as chromosome 1 CXorf38 homolog. The transcript has 8 exons. Lineage: Eukaryota; Metazoa; Chordata; Testudines; Testudinidae. The record is from RefSeq and is a predicted model, not a curated record. Bases 5 to 1018 code for a protein of 337 amino acids.
GGCCAUGGCGCUGGCGGAGCUGGCCGCGCGGCUGAACUGCGCCGAGUACAAGAACUGGGUGAAGGCCGGGCACUGCCUGCUGCUGCUGCGGGACGCCCUGCAGCGCUUCGCCGGGGAGCAGCUCCGCGCCUUCCACCGCCAGCUGCUCGCCCGCCUGCCGCCCCCAGGCCGCCUCUGCCGCAGCCGCUGCCUUCCCCGGGGCCGGCAGUUUCAGUCCAGCUGUUCACUGUGCACAGAGUGGAAAAAGGAGAUUUUGAAUCAUCACACCAACAGGAAUGGAGAAGUUCACUGGGGAAACUGCAAACCUUGGCUUUGGCCUUCUAACUCAUGGGAACUUGCAAAGGCUUAUAUGCCUCGUGGGCAGAUGGAUAUUUCUGGACCAGAAAAGUGUGAUGCAGCUGCUCUUCUAAACCUUCUCAACUUUUGUGAUCACUUCAGUGGUAUUGACCAGAAGAAAGUCAAAGAGGUGAUUAAGUGCCGCAAUGAGUUAAUGCAUUCUUCAGAAAUGAAAGUUUCUUCUUUAUGGUUGGAAGAGUUUGGAAAGAAGAUUCAGAAUUUAUUAAAGGAACUCCAGAAUGUUCCAGAAGUUAUGACAGCUAGUACAAGGAUAGAAAAGCUUCUGUCAUCGGAUUGGACUGUUUAUAUACCAGGGGAAGAAGAUCAGCCAGAUGGAUUGGAAGGAGAAACAGAAGUUUGCAUGAGUGGGAGCCAAAUAAGUGAAAUAGAGAUGGAAUUAAUAAAGGAAAGACUGAAAGAGAUCUAUCUUCUGGUAGAAGAGCAGGAGAUGCUGUCUGAAGAGAACUUAAAUAGGAUACAGAUGACAAAGAAGUUCUUAAAGGACAGCGGUGAUCUCCAAAUAAGUCUUCAGGCAGAUAUGCAGAGGCUAGAAGGCCUUGAAAAAGAGGGGUACAACCAAAGAUCUGUGAAAGAGACCAUGAAAGAAUAUCCUGAUCAGGAGGAAGAUGAAGGUUGUUCGUUAAAGAAAAUGAAGUGUAUUCCCAAAGAACAACUUUUGUGAAAAUGCCAGUGACUGUAUUUUGAAGAGAAAUUCCUUAACGUGACAUUCAAUGGAGUGAAAAACCAUCCUUGUGAUGAAUUGUAUUUUAACAAGAAGAAAUCCUGACGCAUCAAAAUCCAGUGGCGAGAAUUCAAAAAAGUUCUCAUUCUUUUCAGAUUCCGUUUAUUGCUUAAAUUACCGAAAAGCCAAGGAGAGGAUAUUCCCCAUCCCUAAACCUAGGGUCUGAUGCAAAGGCAUCAAAUACCAACCUUUCUUUAUGGAAUUAUGGGGCCCAUGUGGGUGUUCAGAGUUUAUAGACGCUAAGAUUUCAUUUAACAACAACAAAAAGAUUCAUAUUUCUUCAUAGUUGUGAUGAAAACCAUCCAUGUGAUAGAGUAACCUGCUGCAGUAUUUUUUAAGACUGCAGAGAGCCUGAAAGAGUGACUCAGACGUGUGACCUUCCUACCCCCCAUUUAACUCAUUGGGGGUUAAAACCAAAUUGAUUACAUUUAGAUAUCAUCAUUCACUUUCGUAUCUGAAGAUCUUAGUGGAUGGGCAAGAGGUGUGAACUGAUGCUGCAGAGAAGGAAGUGAAGAGAAGAAAAGAGAGACAGACAUAGGAGGCGGAGGAGGAAAAACUGAGAAGGAUGAAGAAUGAAAAGUAAUGAAGGACAUACACCCACCCACAGGAGCAGUGCUGUUUAUUUUCCUACUGAUUGAUGUGGAUGUGACUAUAAGAUACUAAACAAGUACUAAGCUAAACUUUUAUUUAUUUAGUACAUAAGGGCCAUAUUCUACCCUUGGUUUUGUACACACCCCACUCACUGGAUGAAUUGAGUAUCUUUUCAUAAAUGUAUGAACCAUAAUUAAAAAUAAAACGUGGCCUUCUGUGAUUGAGUUUGA